AUGCUGACCCAUGAUGACGGAGUCGCCGAUGCUGGUGGGAGCAACAGUGGAAAGAUUCUCACGGUCAAAAGAAGGCUAAAAGUACAUAGAGGUUACAUUUUCUUUAUGACAAUCAGAAUCGUUGGUGGUGAUCGUAGCCUAAAGGUAAAGGCAGCUGAUAUGAAAUUCGGAUGUUCUGCUCCUGUAGUAGCUCCAAGAGUUGUGCUUUCUAAAACGGUGUUUGUCAAAAGCCUUCGCCUUCAGCCUUUACCUCCAAAGAUUUUCUUGAUUGCUCUCAUGUGGAUGGCUUCAGACGUGCCUCCUGGUGUUUGUAGAGAACACACCGUCAAUUUUUCAAGUUCAUGGUUUGUGGCGGUCCAUGCUGUUGUGCCUUUCAUACCUAUGCUCGGAAACUCUGUGCUGAUGCCUAAAGCAGCCAUGGCUAAAACCAUCGGAGCAUCGAUCUUGGGACAGCUCAUUAGUCAAGAGCUGAACAUUACCGUCUCGGAGCAGCAGCUGCGAAUAAAGUUUCUGAAAGUUAACAAGAUCUAUGAUGGUUCAGACGUUGCCAAAGGAAAUUGUGCUGAUGGGGAAGGAGUGACAGAUGGUUAUUAG
Messenger RNA from Brassica rapa (field mustard), 594 nucleotides. RefSeq lists its product as uncharacterized. NCBI's taxonomy places the organism in Eukaryota, Viridiplantae, Streptophyta, Magnoliopsida, Brassicales, Brassicaceae. Gene Ontology annotation, cellular component: chloroplast. The record is from RefSeq and is a predicted model, not a curated record.